This is a messenger RNA of Symbiodinium pilosum, 270 nucleotides long. NCBI's taxonomy places the organism in Eukaryota, Dinophyceae, Suessiales, Symbiodiniaceae. The record is from the annotation of a GenBank genome assembly.
AUGACGCACAGCUAUCUGGACGAAGACGUCUCCUUUGGGCGGGAUGUCGACUUCGAGACUCCAGAAGAUCAGUCCAUCCAACAGCUCAAGGAGACCAUGGACGAGACAAAGGAAAGCGUCGAUAGCUUUGCCAAGGUACACUUUCGAUGGACGGUCGGAAUCAAGUUUAUUGGCCUGGUUGCACUAGCUUCGCUUCUGGCAGUUGAAUGGUAUUCCGAGAUCAGAUCGGAGGCUUCGCGGCUUGUCACGGAGCUCUCGUCACUGGGCAAG